Brienomyrus brachyistius is the source of this 900-nucleotide messenger RNA. RefSeq names its product GrpE-like 1, mitochondrial (gene grpel1). Gene Ontology annotation, biological process: protein import into mitochondrial matrix; protein folding. Lineage: Eukaryota; Metazoa; Chordata; Actinopteri; Osteoglossiformes; Mormyridae. The record is from RefSeq and is a predicted model, not a curated record. The coding region runs from base 59 to 712 and encodes 217 amino acids. The transcript is spliced from 4 exons. Gene Ontology annotation, molecular function: protein homodimerization activity; adenyl-nucleotide exchange factor activity; protein-folding chaperone binding. Gene Ontology annotation, cellular component: PAM complex, Tim23 associated import motor.
ACCAUGGACAGCACGUUUAUUUGCGCCGUCAGCGUGUGUGAGCUGCGACCGACCGAAAAUGGCGAGCUGGUGCGUACGGGCUGUGAGGCAGAGUUAUGCUAUUGUGGCAUCACCUGCUUUAUUAAGGGUGGCGCCCCGUCUCCUGUGUGCAGCUGCCCCACAGAAGAACCACGGGCAGAGCCCUGAGGAGGACAAUGGUGCCCCCAAGGUGGAGGUAAACGCAGCGGAGAAGGCGCUGGCAGAGGAGAAGGCCCAGCUGGAGGAGCAGCUGAAGGACAUCACGGACAAAUACAGGAGAGCCCUGGCAGACACUGAAAAUCUACGACAGCGGAGCCAGAAGCUGGUGGAAGAUGCAAAGUUAUACGGAAUUCAGGGUUUCUGCAAAGACCUGCUGGAAGUAGCCGAUAUCCUGGAGAAGGCGACGCAGAGCGUGCCCAAAGAGGAGGUGAAGGAGGACAACCCCCACCUGAAGAACUUGUAUGACGGGCUGGUGAUGACAGAGAUGCAGAUCCAGAAGGUGUUCACCAAGCACGGCUUGAUCAAACUCAGCCCAGAAGGGCAAAGGUUUGACCCGUAUGAACACGAAGCGCUCUUCCACGCCCCUGUAGAGGGCAAGGAGCCGGGCACGGUUGCCAUAGUCACCAAGGUGGGCUACAAGCUGCACGGCCGCACUCUGAGGCCAGCUCUGGUGGGUGUGGCCAAAGCUCCUUAGCAUGUUCCCUGAUGAAGGUGACAGGUCUCUGUGGGCACAGCCGGCGUUCUGCCUGGUGCCUGCAGGUCGGAAAUCCAACAACUGAAUGAUGUUUUUCUGGACUUCAAGCACAACCUGUCAUCACUGUAUUUUGUUUUUUCUAAACGUCACAAGGUCUACAGAGAUCUGUAGGUAACAUUUUCCAGACC